This is a messenger RNA of Phlebotomus papatasi, 749 nucleotides long. RefSeq lists its product as uncharacterized. The transcript is spliced from 3 exons. The record is from RefSeq and is a predicted model, not a curated record. Bases 105 to 596 code for a protein of 163 amino acids. NCBI's taxonomy places the organism in Eukaryota, Metazoa, Arthropoda, Insecta, Diptera, Psychodidae. Gene Ontology annotation, molecular function: odorant binding.
AUCACUCAGGAGAGAUUUAUUCAAGUGGAAGGUAAUAUAGAGUUUAAGUGUUUUUCUUUCGCUCCAGUUGGGAAUUAUUGCAGCGCAAGGUAUAGAAUAUCGAGAUGUUUAGCAAAAUAUCUAAGAUUUACCUUCUUGCCUUCGUGGCUUUUGUGGUAAUUGCCGAAGGUUGCAAUGCUACGAAAAUGCUUCAGCAAACAGGAGGACCGGGAGGAGGAUCUUCUGUAGUCAGUUCAAAGCGUUCAACACAUGAAAUGUCGACACUUGAAGCAAUGGUUGCAUGCAAUGAGAGUUUCAGAACAUCGGAGGAAUUUCUGCAGGAAUUGAAUAAGACCGGCAGUUUCCCAGAGGAAGCAGACAAGACUCCCAUGUGCUUCCUCAAGUGCUACCUCGAGAAAACGGCGGUCAUUAGCGACGAGGGUGAUAUCAACGAAGAGAAGGUCCACGAGAUAUAUCCCACUCUGGCAAGUGAUGGAAUUGACGACUGCAAGAAGGAAAUGGACCACACAAAUAACGUCUGUGAGAAGGUUUACUUCCUUGUACGUUGCGUGAUGACUCGAAUGCUGGUUGAUGGAAGAAGCUCCGACAAUAAAUAGAAACGUGAAACACGUGUCAUGCAAAAGAAGAGGGUACUUUUUUAGAUCUUUGUAAAUAGAUAUCACUUGACAUUGCAUAACACUCCCUAGGACAUUUACUAACAACUUGUGUGCAAAUAAAAUGAGUCAUAAAGACGACAGUGAAAGCAUCAA